Messenger RNA from Salvia hispanica, 989 nucleotides. Its product is annotated as 1,4-dihydroxy-2-naphthoyl-CoA thioesterase 1-like. Gene Ontology annotation, cellular component: peroxisome. Gene Ontology annotation, biological process: phylloquinone biosynthetic process. Gene Ontology annotation, molecular function: 1,4-dihydroxy-2-naphthoyl-CoA thioesterase activity. The record is from RefSeq and is a predicted model, not a curated record. NCBI's taxonomy places the organism in Eukaryota, Viridiplantae, Streptophyta, Magnoliopsida, Lamiales, Lamiaceae.
CCCAAUAUUCAGCCGUCUCAUAAAUGCAAUGGCAUUCAAAGACCCAAUAUUCAACUACUAUCAUAAAUGCCAUGGCAUUCAAAGAGUUUACACCAUUCAAUCACGGCUCACGCACUGAAGUAAAGAUCUAUACGUUUUCACCUGCAGAUUGCCGUUCACCACCCCGUCUCUUGAUCUGAUCCUGUGAAUCCCAGGCGACCUCUGUCAAUUCGUUACUGGUGAAGUUAGUGACCAGUUAGUGCACACCUCAAAGGACCUGGAUAACAUCUCCAUCGAACUCAGUUGAGAAGAAUAAUUGGUCAGCUAAAAGGGAAAACUAUGAACCAACCACCGAAUACUGGAAAGAAUUCUCUGGCUCUACCACCAUCAGAGACUGAGAGUUUGGAUGCCCCACUUCACAUGAUUGGAUUUAAAUUUGAUGAAUUAUCUGCUAAGAAAGUUUCAGGCUGCGUCCUGAUUACCCCGCAGUGCUGUCAGCCAUUCAAAGUUUUGCACGGAGGGAUCUCAGCUUUGAUAGCCGAGGCUUUGGCAAGCAUAGGAGCUCAUAUUGCUUCAGGUUUUACAAGGGUAGCUGGUAUACACCUAAGUAUCAAUCAUCUAAAAAGCGCACAAGAAGGUGAUUUAGUAGUUGCUGAGGCUACACCAGUAAAUGUUGGCAAAUCCAUUCAGGUCUGGGAAGUUCGCCUCUCAAAACGCGAUCCUUCCAACUCUGAGAUUCAAACGCUUCUUGCAUCCUCAAGAAUCACCCUUCUUUGCAACAUGUCCGUGCCAGAAUCUGCCAGGGAUGCUGCUAAAAAGCUAAAAAAAUAUGCUAAAUUGUGACAUGUUUUAGUAUUUCUUUGCUCCAUAGCCAAAUUUCAGGCAUGAGCUAUUUGUGCUUUAUUUUUGGCUGAGUCUUGUAUCUUCAUGUGUGUGCUACAUAAGAGAGAACUGAUGGUUAUGUUACUUAUGUAACUCUAUCUCAAUAAUAGAUAUUCCAAUUUUCUUGA